Molecule: messenger RNA, 507 nt
Organism: Anopheles maculipalpis
Lineage: Eukaryota; Metazoa; Arthropoda; Insecta; Diptera; Culicidae
Product: general odorant-binding protein lush-like
Exons: 5
Coding region: 4-471 (155 amino acids)
Biological process (GO): sensory perception of smell; olfactory behavior
Cellular component (GO): extracellular region
Molecular function (GO): odorant binding; dibutyl phthalate binding
Source: RefSeq, a predicted model, not a curated record
GCCAUGGACAAGGAAAAACCGAGCCGACAUCGGUGGGUAUGGGAUUUGUUGGGUUUUUGUAUUAUUUUCUUCUCGAGUCAGAUCCCGAUAGCGGAUGGUGCGAUGACGCGCAAACAGCUGAUCAACUCGAUGGAUAUGAUGCGUUCGGCAUGUGCUCCCAAGUUUAAAGUUUCCACCGAAAUGUUGGACAACCUGCGCAACGGAAUAUUUGCCGAAGAUCGCGAACUAAAGUGCUACACGAUGUGUAUCGCACAGAUGGCCGGAACGAUGAAUAAAAAGGGUGAAAUUAAUAUACAGAAAACAAUCGCCCAGCUGGACGCGAUGCUACCGCCGGACAUGAAGGAAAAGGCAAAGGAAGCGGUCCACGCAUGUCGCGAUGCGCAGGCCAAGUACAAAGAUUCUUGCGACAAAACGUUUUACUCGACCAAAUGUCUUGCCGAGUACGAUCGUGAAGUGUUUCUGUUCCCUUAGCGAAAGAACAACAGUAAAACAAUCGUCCGUUGGAUU